Molecule: messenger RNA, 2212 nt
Organism: Acanthoscelides obtectus
Lineage: Eukaryota; Metazoa; Arthropoda; Insecta; Coleoptera; Chrysomelidae
Source: the annotation of a GenBank genome assembly
GUCAAAUAGUGCAGUGGGGAUCUUGUGAGACAACAAAUAAACGAAUUAAAAAUGUGCUUAUUUGCGCUAUUUUCUUCUAACGAUCGCAACUACUGCAGUAGAGACUGCAAAGCGCAAAAUGUCAUAGGUUAAGGUAGCCGCAAUUAGUUUUUUUUGCUAUUAAGUGGCUAUAUCAAGCUGGGACACGUGCGUUUACGUUUGGAAUGUGAUAAUUAAGAAGAGGCACUUGCCAACACCUAUUUAAGGAAAAUAGAUCGAGGCCUAGCAAGAAUGGCAUGAUGGUACGGAAAAAUGAAAUGCUCGGAAUCAUAACAGUGGCGAUCGUUUGCCUGUUCCUGAUAGGAUUGAGUCAGAAAGAGCCAUCAAACUACCACAACAGACCACUGCGAUACAAACAGUUCCUGGACCUCGAUGACUCCCUCAAAUCGACUAACAUCACUGCUAUUAUUCCUUCAAUACAGCAAGUUGUUGUGCAGCAAAAGAAAUUACUUGCUCAUGAGCUGUCCGACUACAGAUUUCCUAAAGGUGAAAGCAUUGAGGAUUACACCUUAGCAUCUGGUGGUAGACCCAUUCGAACGGUGAUAUUCACAACCUGGAGAUCUGGGUCAACCUUCCUAGGAGAUGUUCUCAAUGCGGUGCCAGGCAAUUACUACCACUAUGAGCCUUUACUAGAAUAUGGGAUAGUUCAAAUCAGGGGAGCGCCACAUGCCGAGUCAGCAUUAUACACACUGAAAAGCCUAUUGAGUUGCGAUUACACAAAUCUGUAUAGUUACCUCCAGUACGGCAUGUCUCAUGUUUACUUGUUUACUCACAAUACCCGAUUGUGGAACCAGUGUGAGAUGUAUCCCCAGUACUGUUGGAAUUCAACGUUUUUGAACGAGUUUUGUAAGCUGUUUCCUUUCCAGUCGAUGAAGACGGUCAGAAUGAGGUUGUGGUUAGCAGAGGAUCUACUGAAAGAUGAUGAUUUGAACGUUAGAGUGGUUUUGUUGGUACGUGAUCCCCGGGGUACACUCCAAUCUCGCAGACACAGAGAUUGGUGUCCAGGUCAACCGGAUUGUGAUCAUCCCAACAAUCUGUGCGCAGACAUGGUCUCAGAUUACAGUGCAGCUAUACAGUUGAAGAGGAGGUAUCCAGAUAGGUUUCGGGUAAUUCGAUACGAAGAUCUUUCACUGAACCCUCAUGAUCACAUAAGGAGCCUCUUUGAUUUCUUGGGAAUGUAUCUCCACCAAGAUGUGAUAAAUUUUCUCGAUUCCCACACGAAGAUAAACAUCGGGGGAGUUUCGAGUACCUUCCGUGAUUCAAAAAGUGCCCCUUUCCAUUGGAAAACAGAUCUCAAUUAUACAGAAGUUCAGUACAUAGAAGAACAUUGUGAAGAAGCCAUGAAGCUGUGGGGAUACGUCCGUUCAAAAAACUCCAGCAGCCUUAAGGAUUUAAAUCCGUUGAUCUCGUAUGAGAUCCAGUGAGGGAAUCGUUCCUAUUUUGUACCCAUCCAUUUUUUAACAGCACUAAACAAUUUCUUUAUCCUCGUUGACCCGAAAUAAUCUAUUGAUAAUAGAAAACGAAUAAGGGUGAACUUUCACCUUUAUAUAGCAGACAGUUCUGUUGAAAUGUGUUCAGAAUUACGCUCUGAUACAUCCUGAAUCUUAUGCUUGACAUUUUAUGCAAAAGUAGAACGACAAAACAAACGGUAGGCGACACUGCACGCAUAAAGGCAGCUCUUAGUAUUUCGCAGCGUAUAAAUGAAAAUAGUACUCAAAUAUAUCUAUUUUAUUUUUAAAUAUGCGUAUUUUGCAUGAUUUUGUGCUUGACAGAAGCAUUUUUUUUAAUAUAGAAGUGACUGAUAAUGUCCCAGCCUAUGAAGGCAAACAAAUUUUUGCUCAAAUUGAGAUACGUAUACCCUCUAUUUUUUCAUUUGACUCUAACAACUCAAAAAAUAAAUAUUGCAAUCGGGGUACGAUAACCCGUGCCGACUUUCGGUCAAGCUUUGCAUUUGAAAGCUAAUAGGGAAACCAUGUAUGGAUUUCAAAACCUUGAACGCAACAUAAUAAAAAUUGUUUAGUGAUCAAGCCAUAGAAGCAGUGGCGUAACUACCUUGGGUGGCACCCGGUGCGGAAGUUGGUGACACCCCAUCGAAAGUCAAAAGCAAUAAAUUUUAGGAGAUAUAAACGUCAUGGAUCAUUUAAUAUUUAUAUAUAAAAUAUUGAAGAAAUAA